AUGUAUCAGCAACAGCAGCCUAUGUACCAGCAGCAACCAAUGUACCAACAGGGACCUCCACAACCAAUGUACUACCAACAACAGCAACCAAUGUACCAGCAACCACAGCAGCCUGUCUACGUACAACAGCAGCCCCAAAGACAGGAAGACGACUGCUGCGGUACCUGUUGUAAGAUGCUGAUGUGCUGCUGUUUGUUCGAGCUAUGCUGUUCGAUGAUGAACUAA
Molecule: messenger RNA, 225 nt
Organism: Kluyveromyces marxianus DMKU3-1042
Lineage: Eukaryota; Fungi; Ascomycota; Saccharomycetes; Saccharomycetales; Saccharomycetaceae
Exons: 1
Coding region: 1-225 (74 amino acids)
Source: RefSeq, a predicted model, not a curated record